AUGGUCGAACCAAGCAACUCAGUGCCUGCACAGCUGCUGCGUCAUGUUCAUCUGGUUUCGAGCAACCCUUACCCCAAAUUACCCCAGGUGCACCUCGACAUUGCUGUUGAGUACCUGAUCCAAGCUCCAAGGAUCGUUAGAGAGGUUGCUCCAAUGAGUUGGAUGUACUUAGAUUGCCCACCAGAUGGAGAGGUUAUGCUCGUCUGGCAGCCAAGUCAAUUGAGGACUCAAGCGGCGAGCGAUGGAUUUGUAUGGGCAGACGCGGAGUCGGCGUUCAGUUCUGAAAUGAGGGGAUACACAGUGGAGAUGUACAUUCACAGAAGCGGAUACCGCCCGAACCUCGAAUCGCUCGCAACCCACUGUCGGCGCCGAUUUCGAUUAACGCCGUCCCAAAACCCAGAUCCCAGCGUGCCACCACCCGACCAGUCAUUAUGGAUCUGGCAUUACUCUCAAACGGAACCCCAGCAUCGCUUCCCGGCGCACCAAAUCCGAGUGAGUGAACAGGUGCGCCAGUCGUUGGCUGAGCGCGCGAAUCUCCAAAAAUUCGGUCAGCUAGUGCGCAAAGAAUUCAUGCUGCGUGAUAGCGCGAACUGGCCUACCGUCAAUCUUCCUGGCACUCACAAUUCCUUGUAUCCGCAGCAAGCCUCGGGUUAUCCAGGCGAUCAACAGCAACAGCAACAACAACAGCAACAACAACAACAGCAACAGCAACAGCAACAGCAACAACAACAGCAACAACAACAACAACAGCAACAGCAACAGCAACAGCAACAGCAACAGCAACAGCAACAGCAACAGCAACAGCAACAGCAACAACAACAACAACAACAACAACAACAACAACAACAGCAGCAGCAACAGCAACAACAACAACAAGCCUACAUACAGCAGCAGCAGCAGCAAGCGAAUGCAACCCAACACGGGGUUGGACCUUCACCAGCAAAGCGUCCGCGCCACGGGGGCCCCGGCCAUGUACACGGAUCAACUACAGCUAUUCCAACCCCCGUUGUAGCACAAGAUACCACAUAUGAUGAGGAAGAGGGGACUUCCGGGGGGGAUUAUAUGGAUUUUCUCACUCCCAGAGAUAUCAGCCUUCAUCGUUAUAGACAGCAUCAUGAAUGGCUUGAAGAAAUCUUGAACUCUCCAUACGAUACAUCGCAGAUUAUACCAGGCCAGCUUGGCCUCGGUAGGAAAGGCGAACUCGAGUCCCUCACUAGAGACUUCUUCGAUGCUCCUAUCGAGGCGACCCCAAGAGAAACCUUUCCCAAAUCAAAAGGAGAGUCUCCCGUGGAGGAUUCGGCCACUCCACGUGUUGGCAGGCUUGAGUCCGGGAAAGCAGAAGAUUUUACGAAGCGGGCUACUGAGAAGAUAGCUGAAAUCAAUGCAGAGAUGGAAAAGCUGAAGCGUCAACAUGCAAGACGGAUGGCGAAGCUCAACAAGGGCCGUGCCUUCAAAGAGGCUGAGCAGAAUCUCAGAGUCUCUACCCUCGAGAUGAUCAACGGUGAGGCCACCAAAGGCGAUGCCGUGCAGCAACACCGAGUAGACGAACUUGCCGGAGGAUUAGAAGCUCAGGUAGGAAAGAGUAUUAGGUUAGUCAAAGAUGUCGAAUGCAUAGACAAAGGCGGUCUCGAAGAGAAGUCGCAGGCCGAGGACGCCAAAGACCAGGACUACGAUAUGAUUGAUGCGUUUGGAAGUCGUGACGGCGCAACAGCUUCAGCGACUCCGUAUCCAGAGUCGAGAAGCCCGGGUUUGGCUAUUCCCAUGGAGUCUGCAGACAGCACAUCUAAUGUUGUCCAUAACAAUGCACCAAUAGCGGAGACUUUGAAUGAAGGAGACGUCAAGAUGGACGAAGUACAAAACACAUCUGAAUCUAAAGACACAACGGCGGAAGAUUGGGUCAUGGUGAACAAAGAGAACAACUCUACAGUCGGAGAAGACGUGCCCGAGAUUGAAAGCUUUCGAGACAAUUUAACCAUGCCGCCAAGCACAGGCGGACCAACCCCGAACGACAAUGCUACCGGCGAUAGUGUCUCGGGUUUUGAGCAAGGUGCAGGGGAGGACGCUGGAGAGAACUUUGAUGCCAAUGAUUUCGGCGAGGGUAUUGACUUUGGUGAUUUGGAUACUGCAGGACAAGAGUUGUCCGGUUACAGUCCAGGAAUGGAGAACCCAGGGCUUGACGACCGAGGCGAUUUGACAAGUGAGGGCGCUUUUGGAGAUUCAUUCCAAGUUAUGGACGAAGGUGCCGGGCAAGAAGAUAAGACUCCUGGGGUUUGA
Letharia lupina is the source of this 2274-nucleotide messenger RNA. RefSeq lists its product as uncharacterized. Bases 1 to 2274 code for a protein of 757 amino acids. Gene Ontology annotation, biological process: chromatin remodeling. The transcript is spliced from 4 exons. NCBI's taxonomy places the organism in Eukaryota, Fungi, Ascomycota, Lecanoromycetes, Lecanorales, Parmeliaceae. The record is from RefSeq and is a predicted model, not a curated record.